GUUUAGACUACCGCCAAUUGGAGAAUAUCAAUGACCUGGAGCCGAAACGAAACAAGAAGUAAUAGCAAAGGAACCGAUUGGUUCAUACAGGCUGUUACAAUGACAUUGGGUAUUGGACACGAGCGUGUUUCGAGUUUGUUGUUUACAUGUGAGGAAUCAUGUAUAGACUGGAUCGUUUAAUACCAAGUUCGAUUAACUUUGCACAUACAGAUACUAUGUAUAAAUUGGAAAAUUUUUACCAUCUUGAUAAAGAAAAUGAUUCAUCGUCGUGCCUUCAAAUAUCAACUGAAGGUGUUUCUAAUGAAUUAACUGAACGUGAUAAAAGUCUUCUUAAAGAGCUUGGUCAAUUAGACGAUAAUAUAUCAUCCCUUUUAAACAUGUUUAAAAGUUAUAAUCCUAAAAAUAAUUCCAAUCUUGGUGAUGCUUCAAAAUCUAGCAACUUUAUUUCUGAGCUUCGUCAGUUAACAUAUCAUAUUUCAAAUAUUUCGAAUCAUUAUAAAGGGAAUCUUGUUAAAGAUGUACAACACGACAACAUUCACAAAGAACUAAGUAAAUUAGAUCUAGAGUUAGAUGAUAUUUUGAGUAUGUUCACAGAUUAUUCUCAUUCUCAACAUAUUAGUAGGACAACGACAAACAGUACUCCAACAACUUCAAACAAUUCUACUACUGUCCCUAAAGAAACUUCCACGCUUAUUAUUCAGUGUAAUCCAAAUAGUCCUCCAUUAUCGGUAUUCUUGUUUUGUCACAUACUACUUAGUAACCAAUGUAAAAUAACAAUUAACUCAUUUGUACAUUCAACAGUAAGAGAACUUCCUACAUCACUUAAAAAGUUAAUGGAAAUUCUUUCAAUUGAUAUGCAUGGUUCUUCAAGUAAUAACACAUGUCACUGGCAAUUUGACACAAAACUGUGUCUACAUUUUAUAUGGAACUCAAGCUGUCGUGAUAUUACUGUUUCAUCCCUUGAUAAAUCCAUUACACCGACAACGUUGUAUGGAGAAUGUAUGCUUGUACAAUUGAUUGGAAAAAUUAUAGAACCUGACAAUUUCGACCAACUCUCAUCACUUAUUAUUAUUAUGGACUCAAGUUUACUAUUACCUGGAUUGUCGAUACGUAACACUACUCUAGAUGUAAAACAGAGGUCAUUAAAUAUUUUAAAUAACCACCCAUAUUUUGUGAAGUUCAAUCGUGAACUGCCAUCAAUCGUUGAUUGUUAUCUAUUUGUUUCUAUUAAGGAAUUGAAACUGUCGGAUGUCUUGCCAGCUAAUCUGAAAUCAUGGUUGCAGUUUUGUUCUAAAUGGAAAAGCUUUAAUUUGUUACCACUUUAAGUUUUUCUCUGUCACCUAAAUUUGGCAAGUAUACUUACUGGUGUAUAAAAAAUCUUAUUUUGCUAUAAUUCUUAGCUUGAGAAAAGGCGUUCAUGAGCACUUCUUCCGUACCGUUAUGCUUGAGUACUACCUAUUAAUUCAGUAGUUCCAAAUGUUUGUCUUAGUUGGACUAUUUUCUUACUAGUAAGCCUUGCUUAGAUCAAAUAAUAUUAAUAAAUAUCCCAGUUUCUCAUUGACUUCGAUAUCAUUGUACUUUGAAUGCUAAUGAUUCCUGCAAAGUAAAGUACUACUUCAGGAUGUCUGAAAAUUUAACUAGAGUCCACUCGCUCACCACCUUUGGAUUUCUUUAUCAUUUAUGCAAAUAGAGUGAUCUGAUUAGUAUAGUGCUAAAUCUACUUAAUUUUUUACAAAAGGCAAUUUUCUAUCAUCAUGGUUAUGUUCGAACCUUAUCUAUACAGCAAAUCAUGAACUUGUGAACACAUAACAGUCUUAAAAAAAAUUGAUGCAACUAGUUUAUAGCGGAAUUAUUUUUUUGAUGAAGUUCUUAAACAGACUUAUCUGUCCCCCAGAAUAGAAGAGGAUUAAAUAACUCACUUUACCAACCAGGUACAGGUUCGUACACUACACUACUGCCUUUUUAUCCAGUGGAACAAGUGAAGUGACAUUUAAAGCUACCACAUCGUAAGAGUUAAUGAUACUUUUCCACUGCCCAAACUAUAACGGAGUUUAAAUUCGCAAACCGAAAACUGUAACCAUUAAGCUACAAUUUCACCAAUCAACUUUAAAUGCCCAGUAGCUAAAAUUUGUUGGUAAAGUUGCAAAAUGGCCAUUUUACUUGUUUGAUAAGUUUUUAGAACCAAUGGUAGAGUGAAGUCAACUAGUAUAUGUUCAACUGAAUCACCAUCUCACAGGUCCGACCCAACCUUGAUAUAGUUGAUUGCUUAAGAUCGUUUUCAUUUAACGUAGUUUAUUUGACACAUUCUGGUGCACAAGUUUUCAGUUGUACUGAUAUUGCUUUCUUAUAAAUAGCUCAGUCGUUCUAUCUAUGUCGUGGUUUGCACAACUUCGUAAUUCCCAAACUAGUUGAAGCUUACAAGUUAACUUACUCAAGUAAUUAUGAUCAAGGACACCUCACUAGAAUUUCUUCAGAUUAUUAGGUCUCAGGAUUAAAUCUAAGAUGGGAUAAGUACUGCAUGUCAUUGGGGUACCUUAAAUUAUUGACCUUCCUGA
This is a messenger RNA of Schistosoma rodhaini, 2555 nucleotides long. Lineage: Eukaryota; Metazoa; Platyhelminthes; Trematoda; Strigeidida; Schistosomatidae. The record is from the annotation of a GenBank genome assembly.